Molecule: messenger RNA, 1353 nt
Organism: Aphanomyces invadans
Lineage: Eukaryota; Oomycota; Saprolegniomycetes; Saprolegniales; Verrucalvaceae
Exons: 4
Coding region: 1-1353 (450 amino acids)
Source: RefSeq, a predicted model, not a curated record
AUGAACACGGACACGUGGGACAUUGCAACGGACCUGCCCUUCUUGAUCGCGCGGGACGACCAGCUCAAAGAUGACCUCGCCAUCGUAUGCGAGCUCCUCUCUCCAGGUGAUGAUGUGACGGAUUCAACGUCCGAUGCAGCGACCGAGGGAGGUGAUUCCACGACCGCAGACGAUUCAGACACGUCAGCACCCCCAACGCUGCUCGCCAAACCCACCACAAAGCGCAAGGUGUCGUGUGCUCCCCCAGGGGCUCGGAACCAGUACCAGUUCCGACAGAAGCAAGAGAUCCAACUGCUGCAAUCCCAAGUCGAAACGUUGCAGGCCCAGUUGGCGGAAGCACAUGCAGCGGCCGCGGAGAAAAUGGACUUGCCCAAGUGGGAACGGGCGGCCCGCGUUGAAUUGCAAGCAAAGCUUCGUUCGCUGGGCGAAAACGAGAAGCUCAAGGCCGACAUAGCGACCCAGUCGACGUUCCUCGGCGAAAUGGAAAAGUACUUUCGAAAGAAACCUCGUUUGACGAUGGAGACGGACGUGCAGUCGGAGGAGUGGCAGUCGUACAAGUUGGCGGCGCAAGCAUCCCUUCGCGUCGCUGCGAUACACGCAAUCGCGGAUCGGCAAUACCGGCGCAUGGACACGGCGUUCAUCAACGCCGGACUGAUCGGGGUCACGACCAACCUCUUUCGGUACAAGCCGAUCCGACAGCCCCACAACAAGGUCCUUGUCGAGUUGGUCAACCAUGUGACACUGGCUGCGCCAUUCCACACGGUCGGCUUGUGUGCAUGGCACACAUUUCAUCUGCCCCACACGUCGGCCACGAGCUCGACGUCGAUUGAAGUGGUGGACCCCAACACGAUCUACGAACAGUGCACAGAAACCAAGCACGGCGUCGAGUGCCACUCGAACACAAUCUGCAAAUUGUACACUGAGCCCAAGCGCGACGUGAUUGUGUGGCGGACUGUGCUCGAAGACGACUUGGCGCCACACAUGCUGAAAGGCGCAGUCGACGACCAAUGGGGAUGGAUCGUUCUCACUCCACUGGACAACCCCAACCAGUGCCGACUCACGCUACUUCUCCAAGUGUUGGCGGACGCGAGCGCCGAAGCGCCGCCGCAAUUUCGGCUCGACGCAUCUGUCGACAGCAUCACGAGCGGCCUGGAGCUCGUAUCAUGCUCAGCCACACCAGGCUCUUUCCCGAGGGAGCGGCAAGAAGUCACGGAAGGUCUCCCGCCCGCAUUGCUCACGUUUAUGGAGCGUGGACGGCGUAUGGAACACAGGCUACGCCGGGCAAUUGACCGUGCGAUCCGCGACUUCAACCACGCCACCACAGUACCAGCAGAGACACCGCCUCAAACUUAA